ACCGAAACUCACGUCCAGGGCCUCGGCGAGAACGGUAUUGAGCAAAAGCUGGCCCCAAGGCCAUGGCGGUAGAGGGGGUCAAAAAUAUGAAACGUCGCCGCCCCAUGGCAUCACUACUUAACCAGAACACUGCACGCCUUGUGCACGGGUCGCGGGGCAGGCGCCGCUACGGUGUAUGGGCCCGGGGACGGCGGCGGGAAGGCCCAGCCCCGCCCCCCCUGGCAGGCACGGCCUCCUUCCAGCACCCUCUGAAAGCGACCCGGCGGCGCGGGGGCGGGCGGGUGCGGAGUGGAGGCCGCCAGAGAGAAGCGAGAGGCGAGAAGCGAGGAGGAGGAAAGAGGAGGAGAAGGGGAAUGGGGGAGGGAGGUGGGCGAGCCCCCGCGCAAACACCACACACAGGCGCUGGAGGGCCAUCAUGGGCGCACUGGCGGCCUGCGCCGGGCCGGGGGGGCCAAGACGGAGGAGGCAGGAGUGGCGGCAGCAGGCAGCAGGCAGCGCGCUGCGGGCAAGGAGGGCCCGCGGCGGAGGAAGGCCUCAGGGGAUGGCCCACCCUGAGCGGAGGGUACAGUGCGGGCGCGGCCGCAGGAAACCAUGGCAAGAAACCCUACCCUGAGACCCCGUGCGCGAGGUGCACCUGAGGGGAAACCUGGAGCACCCUGAACGCAGCAGCUCCCUCCACGCCUGCGGGAGGAAGCCGCCGCGCAGCGCCAGGAGCGGAGAAACCCAGGAUACCGUGACGAACAUUGAAAAGACGCCCUUCGGGCCGAGGCCAGGGCCCAGGAUGGCCCUGGCCAAGCCUGGCGGUGGUGUGCAGGUCCCUUUCUGCGGAUCCUGCGUCGCCUGGGUGGGCAGCGGCACCGGGGACGAGGAGGACGGACGGGAGAAUACUAGCUGGGCGCGUCGCAAGGUAUGGCAAUCGGGUGCGGACGUCAGGACUGCUGCCCCAGCCGGGCCAGCGCGUUUCUCUCCAGCCGCCCGAGGCACUCCCGCACCUCGCGGGCCUGCGCGAGCACUGCCCGCAGCUGCUCAAUGCCGAGCUGCCCCGCCUCGUAGCUCUCCAGCGCCCGCGCCAGCGCGCACACCUUCUGCCAGUCCGCCGUAUCCCAGCUCCCCUUCUGCAGCAGAGCCCGCCGCCGCUGCCGCCGCCGCGGCGCCCCCGCCUCGCUGCUGCGCGGGCACGCCCAGGUCGCUCGAGGACGAAGAGGCCGCGCCCCCUGGCCGUGGAGCGGCGCCCCCGCCGCCGCUGCUGCUCGGGGCGCCGCCGGGAUGCCGGCUGUCACGCGCAGGGGGGAAAUCCUCCUCGCCGCCACCCCCUGCGUGCGCGCCGCCGACCUGGCCCGGCGGCAGCGGCCGCCACUCCGCCAGCACCAUCGCCUGCGUCUCGUAGAACCGCGUCCUGCCGGGGGGGGCCGCCGGCAGCACCUGCGGCACGGUGCGGGCGGGCGUGCCGCGGCCCAUCGGACGCCCCGCCGCCGCCUC
Prorocentrum cordatum is the source of this 1479-nucleotide messenger RNA. The record is from the annotation of a GenBank genome assembly. NCBI's taxonomy places the organism in Eukaryota, Dinophyceae, Prorocentrales, Prorocentraceae.